AGCCUUUAUUUUCAUUUAACAGGUCACGCGCUCCGUUUUUAUCACGAACAGUCCCGUCCAGACAGAGCCAACUACGUCACCAUUUAUCGUCAAAACAUCGUGUCAGGUAUGAAAUGAUUAACUUCUGUUACAUCGAUGACAUUGGCCUGUUGUCUUGAAUUGAAUGAAGUCUAUUUUUUCUAACUCAAUGCCACAGGAUGCGCCAAUCUAUAUACUAAUUAGUGAAGGUUUUUAUCCAUAACAUUGAGACACUAUGCUAAAUUCAUCAUCUCGUUGUCCUUCCCGAACCGAUCGAAAAACGUGUUUAAUUUUAUUCGUUGGGUGAAACCAAUGGGAUGUGACGAUAUUGACGUUAAGGACAUUAAAGUACGCAGGGGUCUCUCUCCAAUUGGGUAUACUUCCUCUCUACUAUACUACUGUGACUCUAGAUGGCAAGUAACAUCAAAAUACUAGAGACGAAUUGCUUGUUUAAAAUGCUAUUGAUUGUGGUAUUCUAUUGUCUGUCGGCGAAGUUGGCCUCUCUUUCUUUACUAAUGCCAAUGCGAUUGAAGAAGGAAUUCCCAAACUAUGAAAUGAGUUAAUUGAAAUAUCGUCAACACUCCUUUUUCGUACGUAAGCCCCUGCACUUGCCUUCAGACAGGAUGACAAGCAUGAUGUACGGCCAGGUACGUAGGCGUCUAUGUUAUUUUCAUUUAGACAAUUACAAUAGAUUAGCUUUUCUCCAGUUGAUACAUGACUCUGAGUGUUUCUUUACGAAGGUGAUUCGUUUCCUUUUCGAGUUGACCAGUUUCGAGAACAGUAAUAGAUGGAACAUAAGGCCUUAAAAACACUUGCUCUGGCUUUUUUUCAUGAUAAAAUCUUGAAAUCUAGUACAAAUUAGCAAUUAAGAUUAAUCUAGCAUUCCAGUAGUCCAAAAACAAAAACAUCGAUGACAAUUGUCACAAAUUUCCGCGGAUUGUUAUAAUUAUUCUUUCAUAAGAACAAUCAAGUUUCCCCUUAUAAUAAGUACACUCACUUCUUCACUCUCAACUUUUAAAAGCCUACUGUAUUUUAUUACAGGUAUGAAGUUCAACUUUAACAAAUACGACCGUUCAAAAAUUGAUUCCCUUGGAACACCGUACGAUUAUGGCAGUGUGAUGCACUACGACUCAAGAGCCUUUAGCAGAAAUGGCCGCCCUACAAUUGUUGCUAGGAAACCCGGGGUAGGUUUUGUAUCAACCUUAAUAAUAGGGCCGCUUUCGCAUAUUUUCAAGGAGUUUGUAAGUGAGGGCUUUCAUGUUAGCCAUCAAUUUAAAUUAGAACAAUUUGCCCAAAAAACAUCGAGUACCCAUAUUUGUCUCACGGGCGCGCCACUGAACAAUAUUUGGACGCUUGUGGUAAACAAUGUUUGCUUGCAGUCGUUUCUGACUCGUUUUAUAUGUGAUACUCAAGAAGUUCAAUCGAUUAGAAAGGGCUUUGUAAUUCGCAUCCGUAGGUAAUCAGGCUCUUAAUGUAAUAAAUCAAAUAUGAGACAGUGUUUCAUGAUAAGACCAAUCAUUGAGAAGAGAUCGUGCUGAAGAUAUGACGCGCAGCGGUGCACCUUGGUCUACUUUUGACGAACUUCGAGGUGUGUGUAGCCUGCGCCACAUAAACUUUUGUCUGCGACGCAGGCCAUGGUGUGAUGAAGUACUGCUUGGAAUGUUUCAUAUCAAUUCUGAUUUUAAAAGGCGCAAUUGAAGACUGAUGCAAAAAUGAGGAGUUUUGCAACUGAUGUCGAAAAGCUCAUUAAUCAUAAAUUUUCUUUGUAUUUUCUUUAUGCAUAAUUCUAAUGUGUUUGAAUGGCAACGUUGGCUUUGACUUCGCUGUUUUUUUUUUUUUAAACAGAGGAAGCAAUUAUGGGCCUCAAUGCAAUCAAAUCGGUUUGUUACAAUUUUGUUUGCUGUCGGUCUUGUAGUGGCUUUAACGUCUCCGCGAUCAGGAGAACAGCUUUAUGUAGCUAGAAGGGUGUAGAGCACAGCUUGAAUAAGGAAGGAAGCUGUUACAUCUAUUGUAACGGAAUAAACAGUACAGACAGCACUCUACUUUGUUCGCCAGGUCCAGCUGGGCAACCGACAUCGUCUUAGCAAAAUUGACAUACAGCAAAUGAACUUGUUGUACAUGUGUUCUGGGGGUGGGGGUGGUGGUGGACCUGAGCCACCCCAGUCACCUCCCCCUCCGACUCCUCCUUCCGAGUGCCGAGACACUGGAAGGUACUGUUCCUAUCAUGUUCCCAGGGGAGAUUGUAAGAGGAUGCAGAUAGUGCGGCGGAAAUGCAAGAAGAGCUGUGGUUUGUGCUAA
Porites evermanni is the source of this 2316-nucleotide messenger RNA. The record is from the annotation of a GenBank genome assembly. NCBI's taxonomy places the organism in Eukaryota, Metazoa, Cnidaria, Anthozoa, Scleractinia, Poritidae.